UGUUUAGAUAAUCUUCAGACUAUAGGACAUACGUCUUUGGUUAAAGUCACUCCAUAAUCAACAAAAUCUGUUCCAAACUUAUUUUUGGUUUAAACCAACGUGUGUGUUGUUUAAAUUCAUACUUUCCUCAGUAGUUAGGCUGGGUUGAAUUCCUUGGGGCUGUUUAGAUACCUUGUUAUUAUGAGCAAAAUUCCCAGAAAAGUCGUCGCCCUACAGAGCAAGAAGAAAAACAAGCAAAUUAAGAAAAAUGCCCCGAAAGACAAAUCUAUUGGAAACAAAUGUAACGGUGCCGUAGAAGACCGACUUCAACCACAGGACGACGCCACGCCAAAAAAUGAACAAGAGCCAACAUAUUGUGAGUACUCACGAGAUGAGGAAGUAUUAGAGGAGGAAGAAAUUCUCGGCAGUGAUGACGAUGAGCAAGAAGACCCUCGGGAUUACUGUAUAGGUGGAUAUCAUCCAGUUAAGAUCGGGCAGGUAUACAAUUCACGUUACCACGUCGUCCGUAAGCUUGGUUGGGGUCACUUUUCCACUGUGUGGUUAUGCUGGGAUUUAUGUUCAAAGCGUUUCGUUGCAAUGAAAGUAGUCAAGAGUGCUCCGCACUACACAGAAACAGCUCUUGAUGAAAUAAAGCUGCUAUCAUGCGUCCGCGAAUCUGCCCCAGAUGACCCGUUCCGAAAAAAAACAGUUCAGUUGCUAGAUGAUUUCAGAGUGUCUGGUGUAAAUGGGAACCAUGUUUGUAUGAUCUUUGAGGUUCUUGGCCAUAAUUUAUUAAAGCUAAUAAUCAGGUCUCAGUACCGAGGCAUUCCACUCGAAAAUGUUCGUUCUAUUAUUAAACAAACCCUUCAAGGACUUCAUUACUUGCACACAAAGUGUCACAUUAUUCAUACAGAUAUCAAACCGGAAAACAUUUUAGUUUGUAUUUCUGAUUCUCAAAUCCGUAGAAUGGCAGCCGAGGCCCUCGAUGCUCAAAGACGAGGUGUACAGUUGUCAGGUUCCGCAGUGAGUACUGCACCCAAAGAAAAACAAGAUAACAUGAAGAUGACAAAAAGUCGCAAGCGCCGUCUGAAAAAGCAACAACGAAAACAACAAGCACUUUUAGAACAGGAACUUGAUGAAUUAGAGGAAUUGGAAUCACAGGAGCAUGAACGUCGUUUGUUGGAUAUGGGACUGAUUCCUGCUGACAAUGAACACAACCAUGAAAAGCCAGAACAAGUAGAUGAAAAGCCUAAAAGGGACUCAGAAGUAUCCCCAGAACAGUCAUACUCGAAUGAGGCUAAUACUACUCCCCCAACAGCAGACUCAUACAAUGCCAGUCCAAGCAAAGAUUGUCAUCCUACUACAAAUAACACUGGGUCACCCGACGUCUCUACAAAGCCACAAUGUAAAAAUGACACAGAAGAGUCAAAAGAUCAUACUAAACACAAACAGAAUAAAGGUCCAACUGACUUGUCGGAAGAAAGUGAUCAAUUUAUACGAGAAGACAACGAAAGUGGAAGUGGACUGGCUGUUCGUCGUCGAGUUAAAAAGCUUCCAGAUCAUUCUGGUGCUGCUGAUGAUAAGGCUGAUACUCCACUGGCUCCUGUGACUGAACCACAGAAAACGUCAACUACUGGUGAUCGUAGGUCCGUAAUCAUUCAACCAGAUGGGCUUUUGGCAGCAGCUGCAGCAUCAGUGAUGUCUAGUACUUCUCAUUCUCCACCGGAGUCCUCAGCAAAAGAUGAUCAAGGUCAGGUCAAAUCGAAUUUCACGAACUCGAGGUCAAACGGAACUGAAGGAAAUGAAAGGAAACUUAAUUCGGAGUCCAAAUCAACUCUGACAGUAAACAAUACUGGUGAAGGUAGUUCCAAACGGUUAAGUUUGGUUACACCAUCUAAUAACAAUGCAGUUUCUGGUCAAAGUGCUUCAAACAAACGUCGAUCACUGCUUUUCGAAACUGUGAUACAUGAACCUGAUGCCAGUAAAGAGCCGUGUGAUAUUGAAGUGAAAAUCGCCGAUUUGGGUAAUGCAUGCUGGACUUACCGUCAUUUUACUGAGGAUAUUCAAACUAGACAGUAUCGAGCCUUGGAGGUUCUCAUUGGCUCCGAAUAUGGACCACCCGCAGAUAUUUGGAGUACGGCUUGUAUGGCUUUUGAAUUGGCUACCGGUGAUUAUCUUUUCGAACCGCAUUCUGGCGAAGAUUAUACACGAGAUGAGGACCAUCUAGCACAUAUCAUUGAAUUAUUAGGCCCCAUACCUAGAAAUAUUGCUCUUUCAGGAAAAUACUCCCGUGAAUAUUUUGAUAAACGAGCUUGUUUACGUCAUAUACAUCGCUUGAAACCUUGGAAUUUAUUUAAUGUCCUCACUGAGAAAUAUGAUUGGCCACCAAGCGAAGCGGCUCUUUUCACCAGUUUUCUGGAACCAAUGCUCGCGUAUGAUCCUAAUAAAAGAGCGUCCGCGUGGGAUUGUUUACAACAUUCCUGGAUAACUGGUCAACCGUAUUCUCCAUCAGUUGAGGAAGGCCUACCAAAUCAUAUCCCAUUUGGAGUGAAUAUACCAGAUCCAUUGAUGGGUGACGUUUUAUCUAAUCCUAGUACAUAUUACCAUCCACAUGUCAAUCAACCAAAUAUUGUAGAUCCCGCAAACGCUGCUGGCUUGUGUUAUAAUCAACACCCGCACUUAAAAAAGCAAUACCCGACAGUUCAUUGCGUUGCUCCACAAUCUAGAAACAGUCGUUCUGUCAACUACAUACCACCUGAACUAUCUUUCAGUGGAAAUGUCAACCCAUCUGAAUAUCACUUAUCUUAUGGUUCCGAAAUGGUUAUGGGUGGGGAAAGUAUGCCGAAUCGUAGUAUGUGUGUACCAGAUUCUCACUUUCAACCGUGGUCUUCAAAACUCAUGGGCUCAAAACGACUAGAUGUUGUUAGCAAUGUGGACGGCACAAUAAAUUUAGAUCCUGUUCAUGUUGGAAAUUUCAUACACAGUCUACCAGAUCUCAGUCCUGCUCCUAGCGAUGACGAUUAUGACGAAGAAGAUGACGAUGACGACGAGGAUGAUGAUGAUGAGACCAAAGAAGGUGAAGAAGAUGAGGAUGAAAGCGGAGAUGAUGAGGAUCCUCGGAUGCAUUCGUUACACCAUCAUCAUCGUCAACAUCAUCAUUCGCACUAUUAUGGACAUCCAUCUAAUACAUCAUCUGUUUACCAAUUUUUGGAUCCCCCUCAUAUAAUGCCAGUAGAAUCUUCUGAUCAUUCUCAUUAUGCUGACCCUUUAGCUAUGGCAGUAGCUGCUGGACUACCACCUAGUAAAGCUGCUAUACUAGCUUAUGCAGCACAAGCUCUUGGACCAGAUACUGUUUGGGCUGGUUUAGCUGCAGCAAAAAAACGUCAACAACAACAGCAAGUGCAACCAAUGAAUAAUACAGAAGAGACAACUUCCGAUUCACUUACUAAUAAUGAUCAUGUAAUAUUAACUACCUCAACUAUAAAAAUUGAUGAUGAUGGUACACCAUGUAACACUGAUUCGUUGCAACAACAAAAGAAAGAAAUAGAUAAUGAAUUGCAUAACAGUGGACUUGAUGUAGAAGAUGUAUCUAAUUAUUUCUCAACUUCACUCGAAGUACGUUCUGCUACAAGUUCUACAACCGAAGAUAUAUCUAAUACCCCCGACUAUGUGAAUAAUAUAUCAGAUAUAAGGAAUUUUGAUUCUGAAUUACAACGUACAGUGAGUGAAAAUAUCACUCAUCAAUAUACUGAACCGACGGAAACACUUACAGAAGCUUAGUUUUAAAAUUCCAAUUUAUCUGAUCUCUAUCUCCUGUUUCGUGAGAACCACCUAUAGGCUUUCAUUUUAUUACUCUUAUCUUAAAGCAUAUUCACUACUAUCUCAUAAAACAAAACAAUGACGUUUGUAAUUUGAACGUUCUUGUUAGAAAAAGAUUUUCAUCUUAUUUAAUGAUGUCUAUUAUUAUUAUUAUUAUUAUUAUCAACAUCAUAUUGAUAUCAAUAAAUUGAAAGUUUGAUGAACACAUUCACCAAGUAGUAAUGGUGGUGUAUCUGCCAAUUAUAUCUUUUUUGUUUUUAGUUUACAUUCAUUAUUUCCCUCGCCACGUAGUUGGUUUUUAUAUAUUAUAUAAAACAGCCUCGUAAACUUUCUCUUUAUAUAUAUAUAUAUGCAUACAAAGACGUUUCAAUUUACUUUUCGCUUUUAUCUAAUCCAACAUAUCUACCCUCUCUCAUAAUUUAUUUGAAAUAUAUUGCACCAAGACCAGAUAUAAAACCUGAUAUAUAUAUUGGUUUUACUAACUACUGUACUAUUCUUGUCAAUAAUUUUGUCAUUUCUCUUCAUUUUUCCCUUCAUGUACAACAACCUGGACCUUUAAUUGUUUUAACAUUGCGAAAUUUCCAGUAUUUGUAGACAUUUCUAUCGGCAUAACCUAGGCCUUAUCUGUACCGAUAUAUAUAUAUAUAUAUAAUUCUCAUUUAGGUUAAUCAUUUUGAUCCUAUACAAGAAAAUACCCUUUGCAUAUUUCAUCGUUACAAAGCACUACCCCACCCUUUUAACAGUCCAAUUGUACGUUGUAGUUGCCCAAAUUCUUUCUAGCAACUUCAUGCGGACUGUGUUGUAAACUAUACUCUUGUCAUUAGUUUUUUUGUGUGCUUCCAUUUUCACAGAAAUCGUUAUUUGUUUGCGCGCGUUUGUAUAUCUAUGAACAUAGCCACUGCUGCGCAUGCCGUCCCGUCUAUUGUGUUAUCAAGCGCGAAGCAGUCAGUUCUGUUUUGGAAACUUAAGAUUUAACAACUAUUUGCUAAAAAAGAUUAUUACUAUUAUCAUCACUAUCAAUACUAUCACUAACUGACAGCUGAUGUCAUUUUCUUUUUUUCAUUAUUCCUAUUUCUGCAAAACCGCUGAACUAUUCAUAUUUCAACAUUAGAAGACUUAUUCAAAUAGUCAUGUUAUGCAUUUUGAAAUUAUGUGAUUUGUUGAACAUUACAUUAAAACUGUCAUAAAUAGAAAAUAUGUGAUCUAAUGCCAAUUUAUGCGACUCGUGUUUAUACUUUGUUCUUGUUGUAAGUAAAUAUUCAUAUGAAUGCGAAAAUGCCUUAAUUCCACUGCUAUCUCAUUUCUUUAUUAACUCAUACAAUAAACAAUCAAUGAUGGUAGUGGAACUUAUUAUAAACUAUUUGAAAAUAAUUGGUCAGUUUUUGUUCCUAAUUUUCAUAUAUAUAUAUAUAUACACUAAGUUAUGCACAUAUACGAGUACUCAUGUUCCACCAUUUGUCCCAUGUUUGAAAUCGUGUUAUAUUGCCGAAAAAAUUGAUGAUAAAUAUGAUUUCCAAACUUUGUUAAGUUAGGUGUGAUUGUUUUUUUUCUUGUGUGCGUGUAUCUGUGUACCUACACUAUCGACUAUCCUUAAACAGAUGUUCAAAUGAAUUUGGUUGUACAAUUUAGUCGGUCAUAAGAUUUCAUGAUAAUUGAUAACAACCCUGUUGCCAUUCAAGACUUCGUGAUUUGUCUUGUUUUCUCUGUUGAUUUUGUGUGUGUUUGCUCUAUCUUAACUAGUCAAUUGUUACCCUAAUAACUAUACUCCAAUCAAAUUGGUUCGAUCAUUAAAAUACGUCAUUUUCAACUGUGCAAGAAAUAGAUACGUAAAUCUGUCUUCUUUUUAUGAAUCUGGUUUUAUGGGAAUACUUAUUUUUUUGGUGGAUAUUGGAUACAUGUUCAAGUCCAAACCUGGUUAUAGUUAUCAGAAAAAAAAUGGAUUUAUAUUGUGAAUGCUUUUAAAGUGGUAACGGAUGUUUAGUUCUAUACUACGUUUAUUCUCCUGUCUUUGGACGGAAUAUAUGUAAUCAUUAUAACAUGAUCAAUAAAGCCAUCGCAUCGCGCUUGAUUAGAAAUAAAAUUAAUUCAGCUAAAUCACCGAGUACGCGCUUGUAACCUGGACGUAAAGCAACUUUUACUGUAAAGGCAAGUAAUGUUACUUAUUGAGUUACACCUGAUAUUCCUCGUAGAGGAGUGUCAGCCCUCUAACAACAUACUCUAUCGGACCCUGUUCUGGACAAUCCUUUCCAGCUGCUAUUUGUCCUGAUGUCUGCUUCCCCUUCCGGAGGCCGUGUGUCAUUUGGUUUUCCUUUUUUCCGUUCCACUUCAACAUUAUCCGCUAUCUCCGUUUUUGUUCAAAUUCAUCAUAGACCUACUGCUGGAAAUAACGUUCUCGUCGACUGAAUUCUCG
Molecule: messenger RNA, 6208 nt
Organism: Schistosoma margrebowiei
Lineage: Eukaryota; Metazoa; Platyhelminthes; Trematoda; Strigeidida; Schistosomatidae
Source: the annotation of a GenBank genome assembly